AUGGACAGCAGUGUGGUGAUGUUCCUCCACUGUGGGAAGCAGAUGGUGUGUCACGAAGUCCCGGAGCUGUGCCCCCUCUGUGAGGAGCCCAUCCUGGGGUCCCGGCUGGAGGAGGCCCCUGUCAGCCUGCCCUCGCCCUUCUGCAACGGACACACCACCUCCUGCUGCUUCCUGCUGGCCCCCGCACUGGAUGCAUACAGGGCCUUUGAUGAAAAGUCAGAACUCCACACUGGAAUCUCCAAUUCUAAAGGGGUGGUGUAUAACUACACCCACCUGGGCGUGGUGAAGGAUGAGACCGGCUGGGAGACGUGUAUUCGGGUGGUGCUGGUGCAGCACGACUCCUACAGCCUGAGAGACCAGUGGGACAAAUACCUGGAGAGCUACUCUGGAGGAGCCCUGUGGGACACCAACUGGACCAGGUUCGACGCGGUCACCCAUAACUGCUACACCUACUGCCUGGGCUUCAUCAACCGGGUCCUGGAGGUCGAAGGUCGCGGGCCCCUGACCCCGGAGCAGUUCACCGAGCGCUACGUCCUGCCGCGCACCACCAGGGCGCACAGAUUCAACGGCCUCCUUCAGGUCCUCAAGAAGAAGCCCUACCACCUGCUGGAGAGACAGACGGGUAGCGAGAGAAGCAGCCUGGCAGGGAGCGACACAGUCAGCCAGGUCAAGAGUGAGACAGGCAAGUAGAGAGAGAGAGAGACUGGUAGCGAGAGAGAGACAGGCAAGUAGAGAGAGAGAGACUGGUAGCGAGAGAGAGACAGGCAAGUAGAGAGAGAGAGACUGGCAGCGAGAGAGAGACAGGCAAGUAGAGAGAGAGAGAGACUGGUAGCGAGAGAGAGACAGGCAAGUAGAGAGAGAGAGACUGGUAGCGAGAGAGAGACAGGCAAGUAGAGAGAGAGAGACUGGUAGCGAGAGAGAGACAGGCUUUUAGAGUAUG
Gadus chalcogrammus (walleye pollock) is the source of this 940-nucleotide messenger RNA. Its product is annotated as MKRN2 opposite strand protein-like. Bases 1 to 690 code for a protein of 229 amino acids. Lineage: Eukaryota; Metazoa; Chordata; Actinopteri; Gadiformes; Gadidae. The record is from RefSeq and is a predicted model, not a curated record. The transcript has 4 exons.